Messenger RNA from Xenia sp. Carnegie-2017, 1451 nucleotides. RefSeq lists its product as uncharacterized. Bases 175 to 1380 code for a protein of 401 amino acids. The transcript has a single exon. The record is from RefSeq and is a predicted model, not a curated record. Lineage: Eukaryota; Metazoa; Cnidaria; Anthozoa; Malacalcyonacea; Xeniidae.
UUGUAUGUAUUGUAUUGAAUCCAAAGAUUACUGGUGUCAACUUUCAACUAUUACAUUUUGUGCAAAACCUAGUCAAUAACAAACAGUUGUUAGAGUGAGGAUUGAGGAGAAUGACCAAUUCCUAGUUUAAAGGAAAACGUUCCUCCAUAUCCACAAACGGUUUUCCCGCUAAUAAUGGCAGACGUUAGAUUAAGUGACGAACAUGAUCGAUUACAAGUUAUGGCAAAUGCUUCACGAGACUGUAAGCUACGAGCAUCUGCAAGUUACGGUAACCUAAAAAACUCGAGCAUGUCAACGCUGCUGCUCGACUCAAGCAUACGGCCGUGUUACUAUCUCUUACAAAUACUCGGAAUGUGGAGACCCAAACGCCAAAUCACGAACAAAAACAUAGAAAUUGCAUUGAAAGUGUACGAAUGGAUAACAUUCUUCAUAUGGCUUGUGUCUUUAAUUGCCGUGAUGUCUUUGGACUUUAUCCAUUACGGUUUCGCAGUCAGGAAAAUUCACUUCGCAGACAUCUUAAACAGCAUCCCCACAUGUCUCAAUUUACUUUGUCCUUUCGUUUUCACCCGUGUCUAUCUAAGACGAGGACAAUUCUUAAGGCUCGUCUUCAGCGUGCAACAUCACUCCAUACUAUACCGAAAGAAACUACGCAGAAAAGCCAUAUUAUAUACCAUCGUCUCCUAUACACUUUGGCUUCUGGGUGGAACCUUUUUCUUCUUUCAUUGGACCCCAUUCUUUUCACGUCCAUGGCAAUAUGUCAUUUAUACAGUGGUUAUCCUAUAUACGACGGGAUGGUGGGCUGUAUGGUUGAGUAUUUACGCUUUUGUUUGCGACGUACAUUGCCUGCAGGUCGAAAUUCUUAACGAGAGCAUUCGAAACAGGAACGUCAGUUUAGUCAACGUACUCGACGAGCACCAAAGAUUACGAGGUUUCUUGGAAAGAACGCAAAAAGAUUUCAAUCUAAUAAUAUCGUUUGCCGUUAGUUAUCACAUUUUCGACAUCAUCGUUUUUAGUUUCGCGUAUUUCGAUCAGGCCUUCGGUAAGAACUAUAAACUCUGGCAAUACUUAUUGGGAGUAGCCUUCGAUUUGAUCACUAUCCUCAUAAAGCUGUUCCCACCUGCGCUGGUGGCAGCUGCGGUUCAUUGUUCUAUCACAGAAUCCUCCAAACGAUGCCAUGUUACACUUGACGUGCACGAUUUGCCUCAAGACGCCAUGCAAUUGUUCCAAUACAUGGUUAGCUGUGAACCUGACAUGGGUUUGAAAAUCCUUGGCAUUCGCAUCACCAUUGAAAUUGUUGGUACAAUACUCAUGACGUUAGCGACCGGAUGUGUUUCUUUCGUGGCUUUUAUUGUUCCACGACUAAUUAACGACACAAUGUAGAUUGUAUCUGCAUCACCCCCACAAUUCUCUUUUAAAAAGUGUGGUGGAAGAAGGGGGGUGUAUCUGCAUCA